Molecule: messenger RNA, 675 nt
Organism: Penicillium egyptiacum
Lineage: Eukaryota; Fungi; Ascomycota; Eurotiomycetes; Eurotiales; Aspergillaceae
Source: the annotation of a GenBank genome assembly
AUGUCCCAAAUCAGCGCCAUGGUUGAGGAAACACUUGGAGGAAUUGACCGAGAGUUGGCUUCGAGCUUGACACAAAAACAAGAGAGUUUCGAUCACUGGCAUACGAAGAUCCGCGAGUCUGCCAAAGCUCGGCAGAUCGAACAGAAGCAAUAUGAUGAACUCAGACGCAAGACUUCUGAGCGCGUGGAGCUAGACCGGCGCAUCAAGAAUCUGGAGCGGUCAUCUGAGGGUCUGUUCGUCACAGUGCAGAACACGCCAGGAUUGGACGCGACCAGGACGGUUGUUGUGGGUGAUGCCGACAGAGAUUCCGGUGUUGAUGUGGCGACAUUCGAUGCCCUGUUCCCCGAGGGUUUCGACCCAGCGUCCGGGUUCUCAGAACAGCAAGUCGGCUUCCUGGCUUCACUGCCAGCAACAGAUCUACUUAGGCGCCAGGCACACUGCUACAAAGAAUUCAACGGUGGGAUACUAGCUGAAGUCGAUAGCCUGAAAGCAAAGAACGCAGUUCUUGGCCAGAACUACCGACGCAUGGUGAUGGCAUGCACGGGCUGGACGGCAGAGCAAGUAGAUGAGGCCGCGGAGGGGCUCACGCAAUGCGUCAAGGAACUGAAUGACAAUCCCGUCCCCGAGGAUGAAGCCAUUGAGAUUCUGAUGCGGGAUCGCGGGCAGGACUGGUAG